Molecule: messenger RNA, 3287 nt
Organism: Liolophura sinensis
Lineage: Eukaryota; Metazoa; Mollusca; Polyplacophora; Chitonida; Chitonidae
Product: solute carrier organic anion transporter family member 4C1-like
Exons: 12
Coding region: 416-2473 (685 amino acids)
Biological process (GO): transmembrane transport; sodium-independent organic anion transport
Cellular component (GO): basolateral plasma membrane
Molecular function (GO): protein binding
Source: RefSeq, a predicted model, not a curated record
GCUUCCAAACAAAAACAGAACCAGACCGUUCCAGGUGUGUAUUUACCCGGUGUGACACUUUUACCUGUCCUAUUACACUUCUUUGAUCUCCAGAGUGUAUGUAUAUGCAUAAGUAUAUAUGUGUGUAUUGUUGAGCACAACGUAAUUACAGCAACGUCCGGGAGUGAUGGUGCUGGCCAUUCUUAUACUGCGUAUUCACGGUGUUAAAACCAUCUUCCUUGUUCUUUGUUAGUGACAACACCUAUCUAUGAAGAUGCAAGAUCACACGGUCGGCUGAAGUUCGUCAUAUACAUACAUGCCUGUUUGUAACCAUAUCCCUUCACAGGCCUAUAAGAUCGCCUUUAGCGUCAUGUUCCUUGUAAGGGAGAGCUGAUCAGUCUCCACGCGUCAGUACAUUAAACUAAGGUGAGCAACGAUGUCGACGUCAGAGAAGAUCGUCACCAAUGGGACGGGCGCGGCGCCAAACGGGUUCCACAAAGAGCGGAAUUCUUCAGAAUCGGAUACGGACGACGAAGAGGAUCAUCGCUGUGGAUAUUGUGGUUAUCGUCCAGCUUGGAUGCAGGUUUUUAAUAACCCCAAAUUUCUGUGUGUGCUGCUGAGUGCGUUUGCUUUCAUACAGAGUUUUGUCGUCAAUGGAAUUAAUAACGUUAACACAACUUCAUACGAGAGGCGGUUUGGACUGAGCAGCUCCCAAGUCGGAAUAAUCUCAAGUGCUUAUGACAUCUCGGCAGGUGUUGUAGUCUUGCCAAUCACGUACCUGGCGUUAACUUGUCACAAACACACCAUACUGGCUAUAGCUGUAGGAGUUAUGGGCCUUGGUUCGUUUCUGAUGUUACUGCCUCAAAUUUCAACGGGACCGUACGAAUGGGGUCAAGGGGCAUCGGCCAUGUGCACAACAGCCAACAGUACAGCCUGUCCCCAGGUCCCCAGCGAUCUAUCCAAUUACCUGUACCUCCUCAUCGCGGGUCAGCUUCUGCACGGUGUGGGCGGAUCUACAAUUUACAGCGUAGGCAUAUCCUGUAUGGACGACUGUGUGCCGACAAAAAGUGCGCCUGUUUACGUGGGUAUAUUGUACGCCUUCAGUGCUCUAGGACCUGCGGCAGGGUACAUGCUAGGGGGAUAUCUCCUCGACAUUUAUGUAGACUUCACCAGUGUGCCCAGUCCUCUGCUGACGUCAUCGGACCCCCGAUGGGUAGGGGCUUGGUGGUUAGGCUUUAUCCUCUCCAUGACAUUAGCCUGGCUGAUGUUCCUCCCGCUCUUGGGUCUCCCUCGUGAACUUCCUGGAACUAAACAGGUCAAGGCCAGUCGUGUCUCAGAGGCGCAUCAAGAUGGAAGCGAGGAAAAACAUCUAGGAGCAUCUUUCAGAGAAUUCCCCAAAGUCACCUUGAUGUUGUUAAAGAACCCGACGUUUAUGUUGACAUCACUGGCGGCUUCGUCGGAGGGCAUCCUCGUCAGUGGAUUCGCAACAUUCAUUCCAAAACUGAUCCAAAAUCAGUUUGGACAGACGGCUGGAUUCUCUGCCAUUUUGACUGGUGUAAUGGCGGUUCCGGGCGCUGCCGGAGGGUACUUGUUAGGGGGUUAUUUGUGUAGGAGGUUCAAGUUAAAAAUUCGGGCUAUUUUACGGCUGUGUGCUUUGGCUUGUCUGAUCUCCGUGAUCGCAGCUGCCACGAUGUGGGCACGCUGUGAACAGACCAAGAUAGCCGGCGUCACCGCCUCCUACGAUUACAGUAAGGCUGUAUUGUCCAUACCUAAUUUAGACUCCCCCUGCAACACUGAGUGCGGGUGUACCCAGGAGAGCUACACGCCGGUUUGUGGCGCUAACGGACUCCAGUACUUCUCGCCCUGUCACGCGGGAUGCUCCGAGAGCAUUGGUGAGAACUACACCUCGUGUGCCUGUGUGAACCGGACGUCCACAUACAACGAGACAGCCGUGGGCGGAGUCUGCGACACGUCUUGUCCCCUCCUCUACGUCUUCCUCCCCAUCUUCUUCAUACUGAUGGUUGUUACUUUUGCUGCAGCCACGCCCACCACGAUGGCAACACUGCGGUGUGUUCCUCUUUCACACAAAACGUUCGCUUUGGGUGUACAGUGGGUUUUUGCGCGAUUUUUAGGCACUGUCCCGGGACCCAUUUUCUUUGGCGUCAUUAUCGAUAGCGCAUGUGUGAUCUGGAAACGAAGUUGCGGCAGUGCCGAAAACGAGUCUUGCUGGAUCUAUGACGACUAUGCCAUGAGUCGGAACUUUUUUAUUGUCGCAAUCGGGGUGAAAAGCGUAUCGACUUUCUUCUUUGUCGUUGCGUCUUUUGUGUACAAAGCGCCUUACACGCAUAAAGUGGAGGAUACUAAGACUGAGAAUACAGAGGCAGAUUACCAAAGUACACGUGGAACUAUUCCUUUGACUGAAACCGGUGUUUACCGGAAAUUGAAGAGUGAAAGUGAAACUAGAGGGCAAGAUAAUCCGGCGUUGGAACCUUAAUUAUUUAAGCAACGUUCAACGACAAUGUGUGGAUGCACUAUUCAGUGAAAGCUAUCCAUAGUCUUGCAAGUCAGUGGGCAGUGGGCAUUGAGUUUAAUAUGUUGCCUAUAUGUCAAUCAGCAAGAUAUCCUAGUGCGCAUGACAGUAAUGUUUUCGCAGCGGAACAAGCAAACCCAUGUGACUGACCCACAGAGAGCGUUGUAACGUUCGACAAUGACUCAAAAAAUUCACCAAAUUUGAUGAAUUUUAAUGAGACACCUGAAACUUUACAAUGUCAGAUGUGUAGUUUCAAGUACAAAACUGAGAAAAAUACACAUGAAGAUGUGAAACUGAGCUGAAUCUGGAGGUGUGCGAUGCUGUAGCGUCGGUAAAGAUCGCCAAUUGCUCCCGUUUGUCUCAUCCGCUUUUUAAUGGGCGCAUAAAACUGUUAAUCUGGCUAAUUUACUAUAUUUACAAUUACCUAGUUGACGAGGUAUGAAGGAACCUCAGUUUACGCGCGACGACGUCGAAGACGCGAACCUUUGAUCAGUGUAAAGGUGAAUGCUUUGCGUUAGGCGUGAAAGGCGGGAUCAGGAUUAAUAUACAUUUUCAUUGUGCUCUGAGACUGAGGGAUUAUCUCUCUUACAUAGUCAUUGCACCUUGCUUUUCGAGAAGACAUCCAGAAAGGAUAGUCAUACUUGUUGCCGCGUGUGCAGGAUCACAAGCGUUAGUCUGCAAACAAUGGGAAUUCAUAUAUCAGUAAAUAGUGGUUUGAAAUCCAGCAAAUGAUUUUAAUGGAUAACCAAAGUGUUUGAGGUUAUUCAUGGGUCACGUG